This is a messenger RNA of Symphalangus syndactylus (siamang), 5285 nucleotides long. RefSeq names its product zinc finger protein 606 (gene ZNF606). The record is from RefSeq and is a predicted model, not a curated record. Gene Ontology annotation, cellular component: nucleus. Gene Ontology annotation, molecular function: DNA-binding transcription activator activity, RNA polymerase II-specific; RNA polymerase II cis-regulatory region sequence-specific DNA binding. Lineage: Eukaryota; Metazoa; Chordata; Mammalia; Primates; Hylobatidae. Gene Ontology annotation, biological process: regulation of transcription by RNA polymerase II.
GGACACUGAGGCGGGCGGCUGUCCGCGGGAACUAACCUCUAGUCGCUCUGACAGGCUUCUGGUUUUCUGGUCCUCUGGUCUUUCUGGGUGGGACUGCACGAGGUGAGGCAGCCCAGGCCACAGUGUGCGCCACCAUCGUCUGGUAUUUUGAUGCCAAAGAACGGGCAGCCAGACGAGCAUCAGCGUCAGGGCGGAAAGGCGCCUGUGCCCCGGAGCCAGGAUGCAGAGCCUGGGGAGAGUCAUUGGCUCCUGCCAGCAUCCCAAGCCCGCCCGCUUCUGCGGCCUAGAAUGCGGAGCUGGAGUGCAAUGGCGCAAUCUCGGCUCAAUGCAACCUCUGCCUCCCGGGUUCAAGUGAUUCUCCGGCCUCAGCCUCCCGAGUAGCUGGGAUUACAGAAUAGCUGAGACUGCGUAAUUUACAAGAAAUGUACUGCCUUACGGUCUGGAGGCUGGGAAGUCCAACAUCAGGGUGCUGACAUAUUUGGCGAUGACGAUUUCAAGAUGGUGCCUUGGACACUGCAUCCUCACAUGACAGAAGAGAUGUGGUCUCGCUAUGUUGCCCAGGGUGGUGUCGAACUCCUGAACUCAAUCGAUCCUCCCGCCACAGCUUCCCAAAGUGGUGGGAUUGCAGGAAUGAGCCACCGCUCCCGAACCGCUUCAUACAUAUUGAUACAGGAAAACUCAGAGGAUACGUCGCUGGUAACCCAUGCUCCCAUAAACCUUGUCCUCCGGAAAGAGACCUGGGAAGGAGCCCUGACAUUCUCAGCCCUGGGGCUUCACAGAGAGGGGUAGCUCGAAUUAGGUUCCUUAUCUUAAAGAGAAUAACAGCAGCCACUUUCUCACAAUCUUGCGAACGCCAAACGGAAGGAUCCCUUGAGAGCGCUGAGAACUCGCCGAGCUCCUCCCGGGAAACCCGGGGCCAGGAGGCGCCAUUUUGCGGAUGGGCAAACUGAGGCCCGCGGGGCGCGACUUACCCAGGCCCUUUUGCAGUGGGAGGCGGCGGUGGAGGAGGGUGAUCUGGGGACGGGAUAACAAAGUCCACCCUACCGCCCGCUUCGCCGCAGGUGCCAGAAAGGUCCCAAACCCGCCCAGGUAGGGCGAGGGGGUGCGGCCCAGGCACCUGUCAUGGCGGCGCCGUUGCCCGACGCCGGAAGUGCCCGCCUGAAACUACAGCUCCCAGCAGACCCCGCGGCGCGCCCCGGUCGACGCCGGGGAAGCAACCGCCAUUGUCCGCGGCUGAGGUGAGGCCUUUGCUCGGGCUGUGGGGCGGCAGUAGCUGCGGGGCUUGGGGGUCAUGAGAGCUGGCGCGGGGAGGCGGCGCCAGGGUGGGUCCUGCGCCUUCCCUUUCCGCGCCGGCUUUGCGCCCUCGUUGCCCUCGGCUCUCCAGCCAGAAGCCUGCCUCCGGCCUCCCGCCUCCGGGCGUUCUUCCUUUUCUGGCCGGACGGGCCUGGGUGAACUCUGCUGCACGUCGGCUCCGCGCUCCUUUGUGUCCGAGGCCGCGCCUGGAGCUCCCAAGCGCACUCCUGGGCCGGACCUCGGCGCGGGACAAAAGCCAAACGCCCCAGGCUGGGCGACCCCGAGCCUGCUGCGACGCCUUCAAGGGGGACCGCCGGCCGCGAGCCAGGUUGGGAUUUGCAGUGUUCCCGGGCAGGUGCCUGGUCAAUCAGUCCUCGGGAUGGCAGCCAUCAACCCGUGGGCCUCCUGGGGUGCCCUUACGGACCAGUCUUGGGGGAUGACAGCUGUUGACCCAUGGGCCUCCUGGGCUCUGUGUCCUCAGGAUCCUGCCUGGCACGUGGAGGGGCGCCUUGAGGAGGGGACGAGGGCCACUGGGCUCCCAGCAGCCCAGGUUCAGGAACCAGUGACCUUCAAGGACGUGGCUGUGGACUUCACCCAAGAAGAGUGGGGGCAGCUGGACCUUGUUCAGAGGACCCUGUACCGUGAUGUGAUGCUGGAGACCUAUGGUCACCUGCUCUCUGUGGGAAAUCAGAUUGCCAAGCCUGAGGUCAUCUCCCUGUUGGAGCAAGGAGAAGAGCCGUGGUCAGUGGAACAGGCAUGUCCUCAACGCACUGGUCCAGAAUGGGUGAGAAAUCUUGAAAGCAAAGCACUGAUCCAAGCCCAGAGCAUUUUUGAGGAAGAACAAUCCCAUGGCAUGAAGUUGGAAAGAUAUAUUUGGGAUGAUCCUUGGUUCUCCAGGUUAGAAGUUUUGGGAUGUAAAGACCAAUUAGAAAUGUACCACAUGAACCAGAGUACAGCUAUGAGGCAAAUGGUCUUCAUGCAAAAGCAAGUACUAUCCCAGAGAAGCUCUGAAUUCUGUGAACUUGGGGCAGAGUUUAGCCAGAACUUAAACUUUGUUCCAUCUCAGAGAGUUUCUCAGAUAGAACAUUUCUAUAAGCCUGAUACACGUGCUGAAAGUUGGAGAUGUGACUCAGCCAUAAUGUAUGCAGAUAAGGUUACCUGUGAAAAUAAUAAUGAUUAUGACAAAACUGUUUAUCAGUCCAUUCAACCUGCAAGAAUACAAACUGGAGAUAAUCUUUUCAGAUGUACUGAUGCUGUUAAAUCUUUCAAUCAUAUAAUACAUUUUGGUGAUCAUAAAGGAAUUCACACAGGAGAAAAACUCUAUGAAUAUAAGGAAUGCCAUCAAAUCUUUAACCAGAGCCCAUCAUUUAAUGAACACUCAAGGCUUCAUGUUGGAGAAAACCAGUAUAAUUACAAAGAAUAUGAGAAUAUCUUUUAUUUCUCAUCCUUUAUGGAACAUCAAAAAAUUGGUACUGUAGAUAAAGCGUAUAAAUACAAUGAAUGGGAGAAAGUCUUUGGGUAUGACUCAUUCCUUACUCAACAUACAAGCACUUACACUGCAGAGAAACCCUAUGACUACAAUGAAUGUGGGACGUCUUUCAUCUGGAGCUCUUACCUUAUUCAACAUAAGAAAACUCAUACUGGAGAAAAACCCUAUGAAUGUGAUAAAUGUGGAAAAGUUUUUAGGAAUCGUUCAGCCCUUACGAAACAUGAACGGACUCACACUGGAAUAAAACCCUAUGAAUGUAAUAAAUGUGGAAAAGCCUUCAGCUGGAAUUCUCAUCUUAUUGUACAUAAGAGAAUUCAUACAGGAGAAAAACCUUACGUUUGUAAUGAGUGUGGGAAAUCUUUCAACUGGAACUCUCAUCUUAUUGGACAUCAGAGGACUCAUACAGGAGAGAAACCUUUUGAAUGUACUGAAUGUGGGAAAUCAUUCAGCUGGAGCUCCCAUCUUAUUGCCCAUAUGAGAAUGCAUACUGGAGAGAAGCCCUUUAAAUGUGAUGAAUGUGAAAAAGCUUUUAGGGACUACUCAGCCCUUAGUAAACAUGAAAGAACUCAUUCUGGAGCAAAACCAUAUAAAUGUACUGAAUGUGGAAAAUCCUUCAGCUGGAGCUCCCAUCUUAUUGCCCAUCAGAGAACUCACACGGGAGAGAAACCGUAUAACUGUCAGGAAUGUGGCAAAGCAUUCAGAGAACGCUCAGCCCUCACUAAACAUGAGAUAAUUCAUUCUGGAAUUAAGCCCUAUGAAUGUAAUAAAUGUGGAAAAUCCUGUAGCCAGAUGGCUCACCUUGUUAGACAUCAAAGGACUCAUACUGGAGAAAAACCCUAUGAAUGCAAUAAAUGUGGAAAAUCCUUCAGUCAGAGCUGUCACCUUGUUGCUCAUCGGAGAAUUCACACUGGUGAGAAACCCUAUAAAUGUAAUCAGUGUGAAAGAUCCUUUAACUGUAGUUCUCACCUCAUUGCACACCGGAGAACUCAUACUGGAGAGAAACCAUACAGGUGUAAUGAAUGUGGGAAAGCAUUUAAUGAGAGUUCAUCCCUUAUUGUACACCUAAGAAACCAUACUGGAGAAAAGCCCUACAAAUGUAAUCAUUGUGAGAAAGCAUUUUGUAAGAAUUCUUCCCUUAUUAUUCAUCAGAGAAUGCAUAGUGGAGAGAAACGCUUUAUAUGCAGUGAAUGUGGAAAAGCCUUUAGUGGUCACUCAGCCCUACUUCAACACCAGAGAAAUCACAGUGAAGAGAAACUGAAUUGAAUUUAUGUGAGUUUUUCGUUUCUUGUACAUUUGACAACACAUUGAGGAAAACCCUAUAAACAUAAUCAAGAGGGGACAUUUUUCAUUAAGAGUUCAGUAAGACUUCUCCUGCAUUAUUUACUAGAAAAUAUCAUCUUAGAAGAAACCCCGUGAAGGAAAAGAAUAGGGAAAAGCUUUCAGCAGUUAUGUAGCCCUUACUCAAAAUCAGAUAAUUAACAAUGAAGAAAAUUCUAAACUCCCCUAUGGUCUACCAGUAAUUCAUACGUGAGGACCAUGACUGUGGGGAUGAGGCAUCUUUUAGCAAGAGCUCUCGCCUACUUGUAGAUUGGUGUGAACUGCUAAGGGAAAAACCUUAUGCAGAGAAAAGUUUUUGACUGGAAAUACACUGUUUUGCAUCAAGCUGGAGUACUGGAUGGAAAACUCUACAAUAACAUUUUGUGCAUAAUUGUAGAAAUACAGAUUUUGUUGUUACAAGGGGAGGGUCUGGGUGCCCAGGAGGAGAAUAUGAAAUGCUAAAUCUGAAUGUAAGAAAAAUAAUAGUAUUGAAUGGGGUAUUUACUGUUGAUUAACCUCCUUAGAGAAAAUUAAUGAAUGAGAUGACUAAUGGUAGAAAAGUUAUUGCCUAGGAGUGUGAGACUGAUGUUGCUGGACAGAAAGUGAUCCUUAGCCCAGCAGUGUGUCAGCAUCCAUUGUUACUCAUCACUGCAUUGUUGGGCAAUUAGUUUGUAAUUUGUUUUAGGCAAUCACUAUAAAUUAUAAUUAUAGACACUGCAUCAGUAUACAUAACAUGAAAGAAUAAAAAGGAUACAGAAUUGUAUAUACAUACUUACUGUAACAGAUCUAAAAAAAUGUAUAUGGAUAAGGACCUGAAAGAUCCAUGGAAAAAUUAACCCAGUUAAUUUGAGAUUUUUAAAAAGUUUUACAAAUACAUGUAACACUUAUGUGCUGGGCUUUAUUUUAAAUGCUUUCCAAGUGUUAACUUGUUUAGUCCCCUUAACUCUGAGAUAGGUACUGUUAUCCCAGUUUUACAAAUGGCUAAGCUGAAGCAGAGAUGUUGAAGGAUCCUACCUAAGGGGCACAACUAGUAAGGGAGUAGAGCUGAGAUUGUUUGGCUUCAGAGUUCUUGUUUUCAGCCACCAUUUUAUGCUGCCUCUCCAGUGAUUUUUUUUCCCAUUUUCUUCAGUGUUGCUAUAGCAGAGAUUUGAUAAUAAAAAGAAAAUCCUAAACAAUGAGAAAUAAA